Sphaeroforma arctica JP610 is the source of this 472-nucleotide messenger RNA. RefSeq lists its product as hypothetical. The transcript has a single exon. The annotation marks the transcript as partial. The record is from RefSeq and is a predicted model, not a curated record. Lineage: Eukaryota; Ichthyosporea; Ichthyophonida.
CAUAUGUGUGUGUGUGUGUGUGUAUAUAUAUAUAUAUAUACUCACUUAGAUUUUGUGAAUGUUUAGAUAGUCUUAAUCAAGUAUGAUGAACUAUUUGUACUCGUCUUCGAUAGAUUCGGAAGAGGUAGAAGACCCCUCGCUAGAUGAAAUGUCCAUUGAUGUCUCAUUAGGUACGGUGGAACGGCUCAAUAAGUACGUACAAAGUACAUUGUUUUUACAUAGAUUGUAUGUAGUCAAGGACAUCUCGGAGAGUAUACGUACUGUUGAGUAUGAUACAGUGGUCAGUGAUAUACUGCCUGUGCUCAUGCAGUUGGCAGCCGAUGCUGAGCCGUUGAUACGAGAACCGCUUAUGCAAGAACUGCCUAAAAUGGCAGAACACUUGAUGUCGAGCAACGGACCGGAUUGCUACACACACGUGCGAGAUACUAUAUUCCCGAUACUGUAUAAGCAUCUAUUAGACGACGUAGAGAAG